UAUUUAUUUUAUUUUCUUAAAAGCACCUUUAGAAAAUGAGAAACUGUUCCACUAGAGGAUUGGUAUGAGACACAGACUUCAGGAUGACACACAGAAUGCUGGAUUUCAUGGAAUCUGUCAUGUGACAACCAAUCUGAUGAGUAAGAUCAAGAGUCUUUGAAAGUAGACGAUACACAUAAGGAAAUAGGCAAGAGACAAAAGGUGACUCAGGAAGAUACUGGAUAAACCAUACAUACUCAGAGAAAGGAAAACAUGCACUCUAUCUAACUUUUAUGUAGAUUCUCCCACAAUUAGCUAAUCUUGUAAUUACUUCUCUGUGAACAUAAACAAUAACAAGGAAAUAAUCUUUAACAUGGUGUCAGCAGGUGGGUAUAAAAGUAGACAUGGAAUUAGGAGACUACCACAUUUGGGAAACUCAUUCUCUUAGAAACCCACCCAGAACCUCCACCCUCUGACACCAUGGUCAACUCCUGUUCUGGCUCCGUCUGCUCUGAUCAGGGCUGUGGUGAAGGUCUCUGCCAGGAGACCUGCUGCCAGCCCAGCUGCUGCCAGACCACCUGUUGCAGAACCACCUGCUGCCGCCCUAGCAGCUGUGGGUCAAGCUGCUGCAGGCCCAGCUGCUGCAGGCCCCAGUGUUGCCAGACCACCUGUUGCCGCCCCAGCUGCUGUGUGUCCAGUUGCUGCCACCCCAGCAGCUGUGGGUCCAGCUGCUGCAGGCCCCAGUGUUGCCAGACCACCUGCUCUAGGACCACCUGCUGCCGCCCCAGCUGCUGUGUGUCCAGCUGCUGCCGCCCCAGCAGCUGUGGGUCCAGCUGCUGCAGGCCCCAGUGUUGCCAGACCACCUGCUGUAGGACCACCUGCUGCCACCCCAGCAGCUGUGGGUCCAGCUGCUGUAGGCCCCAGUGUUGCCAGACCACCUGCUGCCGCCCCACCUGCUGUGUGUCCAGCUGCUGCCGCCCCCACUGCUGCAGACCCCAGUGUUGCCAGACCACCUGCUGCAGGACCACCUGCUACCGCCCCAGCUCCUGUGGAUCCUCUUGUUGAACCUUGUAUCUGACUACCAGCCAUGAGUUAGCCAUCAUCACAGAGCCUGACCACCAGCUUUAUCAUCCCCCUGUCCAGUAAGAAACUGGCAUAAGGACAUCCUUCUACAUUAAAAACCACUAAUAUCUCCCAUAGAUCCCUUCAUUAUAUCCCAGCCUCAGAUAUAUGAUGCAAUUAGAUGAAGCCCCAGUUAUUCUUGGCAUUCAUAAUCAUGUGUUAACUAUUCUUCAAUAAAAAUAACUUCAAUAUCAUAA
This is a messenger RNA of Ictidomys tridecemlineatus (thirteen-lined ground squirrel), 1298 nucleotides long. RefSeq lists its product as uncharacterized. The record is from RefSeq and is a predicted model, not a curated record. Gene Ontology annotation, cellular component: keratin filament. NCBI's taxonomy places the organism in Eukaryota, Metazoa, Chordata, Mammalia, Rodentia, Sciuridae.